This is a messenger RNA of Pipistrellus nathusii (Nathusius's pipistrelle), 1305 nucleotides long. The record is from the annotation of a GenBank genome assembly. NCBI's taxonomy places the organism in Eukaryota, Metazoa, Chordata, Mammalia, Chiroptera, Vespertilionidae.
AUGUAUCAGAGCCCGCGGCGGCUCUGCUCCGCCCUGCUGCACCGGGACGCCGCCGGCCUGCGCCGCCGGCCCGGCCCCGGCCCCGGCCCCGGCCCCGGCGCGCGCGGGCAGCGGUCCCCCUGGGCGGCCGCCCCCCGGCCCGCGCCCCCGCGGCUCCUGGCGGCGGCCUCGGGCGCGGCGACGCUGUGCGCGCGGACAGCCUGUUCCAUGGGAAACGGCACGAGCAGACUCUAUAGCGCUCUCGCCAAGACCCUGAACAGCAGCGCCGCCUCCCAGCACCCGCAGUAUUUGGAGUCCCCGGACCCAGAACAUCUGGAGCCCAUUGACCCCAAAGAGCUCCUCGAGGAAUGCAGGGCGGUCCUGCAGAGCCGGCCUCCCCGGUUCCAGAGGGACUUCGUGGACCUGAAGACAGAUUGCCCCGGUAGCCACCCGCUCAUAAGGGUCAUGCAGUGGAACAUCCUCGCCCAAGCUCUCGGGGAAGGCAAAGACAACUUCGCACAGUGCCCUGUUGAAGCACUCAGGUGGGAAGAGCGGAAGUGUCUCAUCCUGGAAGAAAUCCUAGCCUACCAGCCUGACAUCCUGUGUCUCCAAGAGGUGGACCACUAUUUUGACACCUUCCAACCCCUCCUCAGCAGACUGGGCUAUCGAGGCACGUUUUUCCCCAAGCCCUUGUCACCUUGUCUAGAUGUGGAGCAUAACAAUGGACCAGAUGGCUGUGCCUUGUUUUUCCUCCAGAACCGAUUCAAGUUAGUCCACAGCACCAACAUCAGGCUGACGGCCAUGGCCCUGAAAACCAACCAGGUGGCCAUCAUACAGACGCUAGAGUGCAAGGAGUCCGGUCGGCAGUUCUGCAUCGCAGUCACCCACUUAAAAGCACGAUCUGGCUGGGAGCAGUUUCGAUCAGCUCAAGGCUGUGAUCUUCUCCGGAACCUGCAGAACAUCACCAAAGGAGCCAAGAUUCCCCUCAUUGUUUGUGGGGACUUCAAUGCAGAGCCAACAGAGGACGUCUACAAACAUUUUGCUUCCUCCAGCCUCAACCUGAGUAGCGCCUACAAGCUGCUGAGUCCAGAUGGGCAGUCAGAACCUCCGUAUACUUCCUGGAAGAUCCGGACCUCAGGGGAGUACCGGCACACCCUGGACUAUAUCUGGUAUUCUAAACACUCUCUGAGUGUGAGGUCAGCUCUGGAUUUGCUCACUGAAGAACAGAUUGGAGCCAGCCGGCUCCCAUCCUUCAAUUAUCCUUCAGACCACCUGUCUCUAGUGUGCGACUUCAGCUUUAAUAAGGAACCUGAUGGACUUUCAUAA